Strongylus vulgaris is the source of this 884-nucleotide messenger RNA. Lineage: Eukaryota; Metazoa; Nematoda; Chromadorea; Rhabditida; Strongylidae. The record is from the annotation of a GenBank genome assembly.
AUGGCCAUUCUGUUUAGAAGUUCUCCUGAGCAAAUUAGAGCUCUUGCCGAGGAGGUUCUUUCGAAAAAGAUCAGCUUAACCCCUGAACAAGUGGCAGAUCUUACAUCAAAGAUCCGCGAUUCUUUGGCGAAAAUUAGCAAUAUUGGAGCCAUUCUUGCAGAAACUCGCGGAAACAAGACCCUAGCAUCGAAUUUAGAAUCAAAGGUAUGUGUGGUUAUGGCUCUCGAGGCAAGCGCUCGUGCUGCGACCAUCAAGAAUACUACAGACACAGUGAGAGAGGCCAUUCAAGUUGCUGAGGAGGCUCAGCUUGCUGCCAAUGAAGCCAUACGAUCUGCUGAAGAAGUGAUGAAGCUGGCUAGGGAACAUCUUGAUGCUGCCAAAACCGAAGCAGAUGCUACAGAAACGCGUGCUAAAGAGGUUAAUGCAAGCUUGUCCACUCUUGAAGGUGAAAUGAAGAAAGUGAAAGUACAAUAUCUGCAAAUUGCGGAUGACGCGAAGAAUGCCUUCCAACUUGUUGACAAAGCUUUACAAGCUGCUCAAACUGCCGAACAAGGAAAUAAGCAGAUGACGAUGGAUAUCGAGGUAGCACAAGGACUUCUUUCUGCUCGAACUCAAGGAAACGAAGCACCGCAAAAGAGAGCAGAAGCGUUACGGCAGCGAGCUUCCAAGCUUUUAUACAAGGCUCAAAGAAAUAGUGAUGAUAUUAGUGGUAAGCCAUCUUGCGUAUUUAUUUCCAUUCAGUUUCCCCUCAAAUCUGUUCUGAACACUAAAGGUCGGAAAUUAUCGUUACUUUGUAUUGGCAUGAUUUCGUUCUAUUAUAUUAGCGACGCACGUUCGAAAAGGCGUAAUUACGCCUUUUCACGUGUUCUUCUUUGCCUUUGAUU